UCUGAGGUGAGAUGGCGGCCACUGAGGGGGUCGGGGAGGCAGCGCAGGGCAGCGAGCCUGGUCAGCCGGAGCAGCCACCACCCCAGCCGCACCCACCGCCCCCACAGCAACAGCAGCUGCAGGUGGAAGAAGAGAUGGCGGUCGAGGCCGGAGAAGCUGUGGCGUCCCCUAUGGACGAAGGGUUUCUGAGCCUGGAUUCGCCCACCUAUGUCCUGUACAGGGACAGAGCAGAAUGGGCUGAUAUAGAUCCAGUACCACAGAAUGAUGGCCCCAAUCCAGUGGUCCAGAUCAUUUAUAGUGAAAAAUUUAGAGAUGUUUAUGAUUAUUUCCGUGCUGUUCUGCAGCGUGAUGAGAGAAGUGAGCGAGCUUUUAAGUUAACCCGGGAUGCCAUUGAGUUAAAUGCAGCCAAUUAUACAGUGUGGCAUUUUCGGAGAGUUCUCUUAAAGUCACUUCAAAAGGAUCUACAUGAGGAAAUGAACUACAUCACUGCAAUAAUUGAGGAACAGCCCAAAAACUAUCAAGUUUGGCACCAUAGGCGAGUCUUAGUGGAAUGGCUGAAAGAUCCAUCUCAGGAGCUUGAGUUCAUUGCUGAUAUUCUUAACCAGGAUGCAAAGAAUUACCAUGCCUGGCAGCAUCGACAAUGGGUUAUCCAGGAAUUUAAACUUUGGGAUAAUGAGCUGCAAUAUGUAGACCAACUUCUCAUAGAAGAUGUGAGAAAUAACUCUGUCUGGAACCAAAGAUACUUUGUAAUUUCUAACACCACUGGCUACAAUGAUUCUGCCAUAUUGGAGAAAGAAGUCCAGUACACUCUGGAAAUGAUCAAACUGGUACCACAUAAUGAAAGUGCAUGGAACUAUUUGAAAGGGAUUUUGCAGGAUCGUGGCCUUUCCAAAUAUCCUAAUCUGUUAAAUCAAUUACUUGAUUUACAACCAAGUCACAGUUCUCCCUACCUAAUUGCCUUUCUUGUGGAUAUCUAUGAAGACAUGCUAGAAAACCAAUGUGACAAUAAGGAGGACAUUCUUAAUAAAGCAUUAGAGUUAUGUGAAAUCCUAGCGAAAGAAAAGGACACUAUAAGAAAGGAAUAUUGGCGAUACAUUGGAAGAUCCCUUCAAAGCAAACACAGCACAGAAAGUGACCCACCAUCAAAGGCACAGCAAUAACACCAUUCAGAAGAACUUGAUUCAAUACUUUUAUUUUUUUAAGGGACUCUAAUGCAGGAGUUUAAAACUAGAGCAACCACCCCUUUGCCUGUGCUGGCGUUAAACAUGCAUUGUAAAGGUAUUGCUUUUUAACAAUAACUAAGUGCAAUGCUCCUUGGGCUCUGCUGCUAUUCAGAGGAGCUCUAAGUAAUUUGAUUCUUUUAAUGUAAAGUAACUUUGGAGGGGAAAAAGGAAAAGAAAAUCCGUAAAGGAACUUCUGUAGUCUUUUGAACAUUUAGUCUAAUCUGUUAGCAUCAACUCCUCCCUAAAAUGGUGUAUUUGCAGCAGUAAGGAUUGCAGGUAACUUGUGCGUAAGGAGUAUGAGGUAACUUAAAUUUAGGUUCAGUAAGCAGGGAAUGCAUGUUAACUUUAGAGCUUCUCUGCC
Molecule: messenger RNA, 1584 nt
Organism: Choloepus didactylus (southern two-toed sloth)
Lineage: Eukaryota; Metazoa; Chordata; Mammalia; Pilosa; Megalonychidae
Product: protein farnesyltransferase/geranylgeranyltransferase type-1 subunit alpha
Exons: 1
Coding region: 12-1160 (382 amino acids)
Biological process (GO): protein farnesylation; protein geranylgeranylation
Cellular component (GO): protein farnesyltransferase complex; CAAX-protein geranylgeranyltransferase complex; cytoplasm
Molecular function (GO): protein farnesyltransferase activity; CAAX-protein geranylgeranyltransferase activity
Source: RefSeq, a predicted model, not a curated record